GACGUGACAGAGCCCAUAUACUGUGGUUGAUAAAUAUAUUAUUUUGUUUUGAUAUAAUAUAGAAUCUUUGAAUUAUAUAGUUGACAUGAAUGAUACAACAAUAAAACUCUUGAUAAUUGGCGAAAGCGGUGUUGGAAAAUCAAGCCUCAUCCGUCGAUUCGUACACGAUAAAUUUGACGAUAACUACGAUGUUACUAUUGGAAUGGAUUUCAAGAGCAAAGUGGUGAAUAUUGAUGGGCUUGAAUAUAAGUUGGCUCUCUGGGAUACUGCUGGUGCCGAACGGUUUCGGAGUCUUACUCCAAGCUUUUAUAGAAAGNAGGCUUUGGGAGCUGUGUUAGUUUAUCACGUCACGAACCGUGAAUCCUUGGCUAAGUUGGAGACUUGGCUUGCGGAGCUUGAAAACUAUAGUGAUAAUCCUAACAUUGCCACUAUUGUAGUUGGGAAUAAAAUCGACAGAGAGCGAAUCAUUAGUCGGGAAGAGGGACUCAAAUUUGCGCGCAAACAUAGAGCUCUAUUCCUGGAAGCAUCUGCAAAAGGAGAUGAAUGUGUCGCGGAUGUUUUCAAGGAAAUAGUAGAAAAGGUAGUUGUACACUUAUUGUGGGGAAGUGUUAAGUUAUUUGUGCAACGAUUUUGUGGUG
Rhagoletis zephyria (snowberry fruit fly) is the source of this 638-nucleotide messenger RNA. RefSeq names its product ras-related protein Rab-18-like. The record is from RefSeq and is a predicted model, not a curated record. NCBI's taxonomy places the organism in Eukaryota, Metazoa, Arthropoda, Insecta, Diptera, Tephritidae. Gene Ontology annotation, molecular function: GTPase activity; GTP binding.